UUCUGUUCUUUUUGUGGCACUUGGAAAAGCUUGUACAAUGAAGAUAGAAACCUCCUUCGGAUUAGAGAGAAGGAAAGACGAAACCAAGAAGCUCAUGCAGAGAAAGAGGUGUUUGCUGAGAAGGCUCCUCUGUUUGCAGAGCCCUACAAGACUGCAAAAGGCGAUGAGCUGUCCAGCCGGAUACAGAACAUGCUAGGCGACUACGAAGAGAUGAAGGAGUUCUUAAGUACCAAGUCUUGCUCUAAGCGCCUGGAGGGUUCUGAAGACAGGCCAGGGAAGCCGAAAUAUCCUUUAUUUCAUGACAGGGGGAGCAGCAUCCCAUCCAGCUCCUUCCGCACCCACGUCUACCACCAGCCUAUCCAUACAUCUUCAGUCCCUGGACCACUUUCUGUUGGUAACAUUAGCCACAGUCCAAAGAUGGCACCUCCAAGGAUGGAACCAGUGCCAAGUCUCCAUGCCAAAAACUACGGCCCGCCCGACAGUCAGCGGCUGACUCAAGAUCGCCUCAGUCAGGAGGGGCACUGUUCCAACCACACAAAGUGUGACCGCAGAGCUGAUGGUGACUCAGCUCCGGAGAUGAAGCUCUCACCCUUAAUCUCCUCUUUGCCAUCCCCGGUGCCCCCUCUGUCACCUGUACAUUCCAGGCUGCAGGGAAGCAGCAAGGUUCCCGGUGGUAGCACUAGCAAUAAAAGCUACAAUGUAGCCACGUCUUCCAAGGACCUGGUGGGGAAGGUCCAAGAUAAUGAGACUCCUCAUGACAGUUUGGUGGCAGCUACCAGCCUUGGGGUAGCCCCUUCUCAGCCACCUUCCCAGACAUUUCCACCCCCUCCUCUCCCCUCAAAAAGUGUUGCAAUGCAGCAGAAGCCCACAGCUUAUGUCCGGCCCAUGGACGGUCAGGAUCAGGCUCCUAGUGAGUCCCCGGAGCUGAAGCCGCCACUGGAAGACUAUGGCCAGCAGAGCUUCGAGAAACCUGAUGUAAAAGUGCCUGCCAAGGCCAAGCUCACCAGACUGAGGAUGCCUUCGCAGGAGGUGGAGGUGAGUGGAAUCUCUUAGGACCUUUCCAGUUAUAGGAGCUUUGAGAUUCAGGCCUCUGGGGGAUGGGAGGAGGG
This is a messenger RNA of Cricetulus griseus (Chinese hamster), 1109 nucleotides long. The record is from RefSeq and is a predicted model, not a curated record. NCBI's taxonomy places the organism in Eukaryota, Metazoa, Chordata, Mammalia, Rodentia, Cricetidae.